UUUCCAUGAAAGGAGUGCCUUUGAAUUGAGGUCACGGCGAGAGUCAAUGCCGCUUCUUCCAUUGCGCUAAUCAUCCGCCGGUGGUCGUCUCCCCGGGCAGGAAUUACCGCGACGGCAGUGGGACAUCUAGUCGGCCUUUCGCAAUAUUUUAAUGGAAGCAACCCACUAGCUCUUAACCUUCUUCUUCGUCUUUGUCUCUGGAAUUUAACUACUCUCCUUCCCCCUUUUUUUUGGAAUCCAAGUUGAGCCGGUUAACUGUCUCGAAAUCGAGACGAAGAACUGUUGAAUUUCCGAUCUGCCGGUGCCCUUCCUGCUGCUCUCUCUCGCUCUCUCUCGACGGUAGUGAUCAAUGGCGGCUGUGGGCUUUCGUUUCCACCCGACCGACGAAGAGCUCAUCGCCCAUUACCUGAAGCGUAAGAUGAACGGCCACGAUGCCCUAGUCGAUCAAGUCAUGGGCGAAGUGGAUGUCUACCGCUUGGAACCAUCGGACUUACCCUAUCAUUCGCUGAAUGGUUCGUCGGAGGACCAAGUGUGGUAUUUCUUCUGCCGUCCCGAUUACAAGUACAAGAACAGUAGAAGGGCCAGCAGGGCGAAUGAGAGUGGUUUCUGGAAAAUCACAGGAAAGCCCCGUUUCAUCUUGGCCAGAGAUUCUGGCGACAAAAUUGGGGUGAAGAAGACUUUGGUUUUCUUCUACAAAGCCCGCGGCGAUGAUGCUAAACCCAUUAGUACCGACUGGGUUAUCCACGAAUACAAUGCCACAGAACGCCUUCCUGAUCAGAGGGAGUAUGUUAUCUGCAAAUUGAAGCACAAAGGGGAUGAUUGGACGAAGGGUAAAGUUAGCAAUAAUGGUGAACUUAGUCAUACUACACCUGUUUCUGAUGUCGAAGAUCAUGGUCCUGCAAUCCCAGUGCAAGAAUCAGCUCCUGCAAUGCAAUCACCAGUGUGCUUUGAGGAAGGUAUAUCCAUCGAUGAUUUCUUAGAAGACAUCAACUUCACGGAAAAAGCUAAUAACGGGUCGACCUUUAGAUUUGAGUCUGAUGAGGAAGUGGAUCCAGACAGUUAUCUUGUUUUCCCGGAUGAUAGCUCCACCAUGCAUGCUCUCCCUAAUGACCAUACACCUGAGAAGUCACUGAGCACGUAUCAUCCAGACGAUAGCAUUGCAGAGGUUAACGUGAUUAACACAGUAUUUCCUGAGAUUUGCGAAGUUCUCUCUGAAGUUGAAGCUUCUUCCACUAUGGUUCAGUGGCAGGGUGCACGAGCUGCUUAUACACGAUCUUCAACUCUCAUGCCCCCCACAAAUACAAGUUACUUAAAGGCAGCAAGAAAAGUUGAGGAGACAACUGGGCGAUUGACUAGAGCUGCAGAAGCUGGGAAGGGAGGACGACUUCCAGAAACUGCAAGAUCCACAAAUUCCGUCUGCUUUGCGAUGGCGCAGCAUUCAGGACUGAAGUUGAGCCCGGCAGCUUCAGCAGCUGAAGUGUGCAAGAGACCUGUUUCGAUCAUACAUAUGGUGGAGAUUCCAGCAAGUCAGGUGCUAAGUCCACCAACUGUAUAUAUCGCCAACAUACUGGUGGCUCUGCUGGUAUUCGCAUUCUUCAUCUCCGACCUGCCUUUUCUUCGUUGAAAGAUGCUAGCUUUCGUCCACUCGCGUUUGUCAGAAGUGGAUUCGUAGGCAAAAGAGUAUACGAAGAUCCAUAGCCCCCUUUUUUGUGUAGGCUGUCGGGGUAAUAUAUAUAAGUAUAUAAGUAUAGAGUGCAUAGGUAUAUGGUACGACAUAGUAGAGUAGAGUGCUGCAACUAAGCAAUGUUUAGGGUCGAGAAAUGUGAAGAACAUUAUGCUUUUUGUUAUGUGCUUAAAUAUAACCAUCAUCCCUUCUCUAUAUUGAAUCAUCAUCUCAUCGUUGUAUGAAUUCACUAUGCUAACUACAUUAGGAAAGAAACAACUGCCCAAACGGAGGACCUCUAGUGAAAAUAUGUUGGUUAAGGUCGGAUUCAACUGUCAAUAGAUUGAAAUGUGAUUGACUAAAACCUUAGUACUCCUUCAUUAUCAUCUAUAUCGGUGGAGAAUAGCAUCGGUCUGAUUCCGUGAUCUGUAACCUCCAGAAUCGAAAGAAAAUAACAUUUCGGAUAAAUCGCCCAAAAUCUGUGAUGGUACCACUUUGGAAUCUGCCAAAAAUUGACCCAGAAUAAAUCCGCCAAAAUCGGUGCUUAAUGGACUCAAUCAUCAUUGGAUAAUAGCCUCAGGCCGAAUCCGUGAUCUGUAGCCUUCAAUAUCCAAAGAAAAUGGCCUUUCGUCGCCCAAGAAAUUACGAAAAUGCCAUCCGAAAAUAAAUUGGCCCAAAUCGAUGCUUAACGGACUUAUCAUCCGUGGAGAAUAGGAUCAAUAGACUUCAUUAUCGGUGGAGAAUAGCCUCGGCCUGAUUCCGUGAUCUGUAGCCUCCAGAAUCGAAAGAAAAUGACAUUUCUGAUAAAUUGCCGGAAAUCUGUGAUGGUACCCCUUUGGAAUCUGCCUAAAAUUGACCCGGAAUAAAUCCGCCCAAAUCGGUGCUUAAUGGACUCAAUCAUUGUUCGAGAAUAGCCUCAGGCCGAAUUCGUGAUCUGUAGCCUUCAAUAUCCAAAGAAAAUGGCCUUUUGUCACCGAAGAAAUUACGAAAAUGCUAUCCGAAAAUAAAUUGGCCCAAAUCGAUGCUUAAAGGACUUAUCAUCCGUGGAGAAUAGGAUCAAUAGACUUCAUUAUCGGUGGAGAAUAGCCUCGGCUUGAUUCCGUGAUCUGUAGCCUCCAGAAUCAAAAGAAAAUGGCAUUUCGGAUAAAUGGCCCGAAAUCUGUGAAGAUACCCCUUUGGAAUCUGCCAAAAAUUGACCCGGAAUAAAUCCGCCUAAAUCGGUGCUUAAUGGACUCAAUCAUCUUUGGAGAAUAGCCUCAGGCCGAAUCGGUGAUCUGUAGCCUUCAAUAUCCAAAGAAAAUGGCCAUUCGUCGCCGAAGAAAUUAGGAAAAUGCCAUCCGAAAAUAAAUUGACCCAAAUUGAUGCUUAAAGGACUUAUCAUCCGUGGAGAAUAAGAUAAAUAGACUCCAUUAUCGGUGGAGAAUAGCCUCGGCCUGAUUCCGUGGUCUGUAGCCUCCAGAAUCGAAAGAAAAUGGCACUUCGGAUAAAUCGCCCGAAAUCUGUGAUGGUACCCCUUUGGAAUCUGCCAAAAAUUGACCCGGAAUAAAUCCGCCCAAAUCGGUGCUUAAUGGACUCAAUCAUCGUUGGAGAAUAGCCUCAGGCCGAAUCGGUGAUCUGUAGCCUUCAAUAUCCAAAGAAAAUGGCCUUCCGUCGCCCAAGAAAUUACGAAAAUACCAUCCGAAAAUAAAUUGGCUCAAAUCGA
Linum trigynum is the source of this 3365-nucleotide messenger RNA. The record is from the annotation of a GenBank genome assembly. Lineage: Eukaryota; Viridiplantae; Streptophyta; Magnoliopsida; Malpighiales; Linaceae.